This is a messenger RNA of Salvia hispanica, 1050 nucleotides long. Its product is annotated as proteasome subunit alpha type-7. Gene Ontology annotation, biological process: ubiquitin-dependent protein catabolic process. Lineage: Eukaryota; Viridiplantae; Streptophyta; Magnoliopsida; Lamiales; Lamiaceae. The record is from RefSeq and is a predicted model, not a curated record. Gene Ontology annotation, cellular component: proteasome core complex; proteasome core complex, alpha-subunit complex.
UUUAUCGUGUCGCCCAAGCUCCGUUGAACUCUCUCUCUUAAAACUCCUUCAAUUUCUUCCUCACUCCUCUUCGAAUCACCAAAAUCACACUACUUCGAAGCAGAAACGUAAAGAGAUUCCGGCAGAUCGAUAGAUUGUUGAGAUAUGGCGCGAUACGACAGAGCAAUUACUGUUUUCUCCCCCGACGGCCACCUAUUUCAGGUGGAGUACGCUCUCGAAGCGGUGCGCAAGGGUAACGCCGCCGUCGGUGUUCGCGGCUCCGACACCAUCGUACUCGCCGUCGAGAAAAAGUCUACUCCUAAGCUGCAGGAUUCGAGGUCAGUGAGGAAGAUUGUCAACCUAGACAAUCACAUCGCGCUGGCAUGUGCAGGCCUGAAGGCAGAUGCUCGCGUUUUGAUAAAUAGGGCGCGUAUAGAAUGCCAGAGCUAUAGGCUUACGAUUGAGGAUCCUGUAACCGUUGAAUACAUAACUCGUUACAUUGCUGGUCUUCAACAGAAGUACACCCAAAGUGGUGGUGUGAGACCUUUUGGCCUUUCAACCUUGAUCAUUGGGUUCGAUCCACAUACGGGUACUCCAGCACUGUAUCAGACAGAUCCGUCAGGCACUUUUUCUGCAUGGAAGGCCAAUGCUACUGGGAGAAACUCAAACUCUAUCAGAGAGUUUCUUGAGAAGAACUACACCGAAACAUCUGGCCAAGAAACUGUGAAGUUAGCCAUCCGGGCUCUACUUGAGGUUGUUGAAAGCGGAGGAAAGAACAUCGAAGUUGCUGUAAUGACUAGAGAGCACGGACUGCGCCAACUCGAAGAAGCUGAAAUUGACGCCAUAGUUGCUGAUAUAGAAGCGGAGAAGGCGGCUGCAGAAGCUGCAAAGAAGGCCCCGGCAACCAAGGAAUCUUAAGUUCUUCUACUUCUUUUAAAUGGUUCACAUUAUAACUUUUACGGACUUGUAUUGCAGAUUAUGGUCUGUUGUUGCUUUAUUUAAAAUGAUUCGUGCCAAGGAUUAUUUUUCUGCUUAUGAUCAUUACUCGAAGGAAGAAUAGUUUGAUGUUCA